Phascolarctos cinereus (koala) is the source of this 1458-nucleotide messenger RNA. RefSeq names its product uroplakin 3B (gene UPK3B). Gene Ontology annotation, cellular component: membrane. NCBI's taxonomy places the organism in Eukaryota, Metazoa, Chordata, Mammalia, Diprotodontia, Phascolarctidae. The record is from RefSeq and is a predicted model, not a curated record.
AGUUAGGCCCAGCUGAGGCAGAGAGUAGGGGAGAGUUCUGCCCACCUCUGCCCCCCACUGCCCACCCCUCACCAGCUGGAUUUAGAAGUCUGGACAUCGGGGGGCUGGGGACUGGGGUGUCCAGGGCUCCAGCAGAAAGCCGAGGGCCCCUCCCUUGGGGGGAGGCUCAGCCGAGUACCACCUGGUACUGAUCUCACCCACGUGCCCUUCCACAGGCCCCUCCUGCAGCUAGAGAGGGGAGGCAGUUCUGCGUACAGGUUUUUCUAGCCUCAGACUGUCCAGACAACCUGCCCGACCAGCUCGUCCAUCCAUCUCCAUUCCUCCCGGACCAGGGGUGUGUGUCUGUCUGUUGGGGAGGGGGCUGUGAGCACCUUAGGAAAGAAGGGAGCUAGAUGAGGCCCCUCAGAGCAGACUGAGCCUCCUUCCCAUGGGCCUCCUGCCCCUCCUGCCCAGACCAAGACCCAGCCAGGAGCACAGACGUCACCACCCCUCCUCCAGCCACCAUCAGAAGCUUUGUCCACUGAGGCCAUGGGGCGAGCCCAGGACCCUCACCUCUUGCUGCUUCUGUUACUUAUCAGUAACCACACAGGGACCAGCCUGGAUCACAUCCCGUACACUCCUCAGAUCUCCCCCCUUGCCCUAGAGGGAAAGGUCACUUCAACCACCUUCUCCCUGGACCAGCCGAGAUGCAUCUUCACGGAGCAUGCCAAUUCAACAGAUGCCAUCUGGCUGGUGGUCGCCUUCAGCAAUGCCACCAAGGGUUUCCAGAACCCUAAGACUGCAGCAGAUAUCCCCUCCUACACCAGACUGCCCAUGAGCUUUUACUACAUGACCCUGAAGUUGUCUCCCGACCACUACCCAUGUGAGAAAGAAGACAUUGCUGUUCUCCGUGUGGGCAGUGACACCAGGUGCCUCCAAAACCUAAGUCAGGAGUAUUGUAACGCUCCCCUCCUGGACCCUGGCCCUUACAGAGUGAAGUUUCUUGUGAUGGACAGCAGCACCCAACCCAAGGCCGAGACGAGGUGGUCCGACCCAAUCACCCUCAACCAAGACGGUGCUUCUGUGACUCCAGGGUGGGACCCCCAAAGCAUUGACACGUGGCCCGGCAGGAGAAGCGGCUGCAUGAUCGUCAUUACCUCCAUCCUGUCCGCCUUCGCUGGGCUCCUGCUGCUUGCCUUCUUCAUCGCCUCCACUGUUCAAUUCUCCAGCCUCUGGUGGCCCGAGGAACCACCACCCCCUGAGCAGCUGCACGUGGGCUCCUUCAUUGGCAAACGCUACAUGACGCACCACAUCCCACCCAGUGAGGCGGACACGCUGCCUGUGGGCAGGGGGCCCCACCUGCUCCCCAGCCUUUGCCCAGGACCCAUGGUCUGAAUCUGUCCUCUGUACUAAUGAGUCACCCCCAGCCCUUCCCCAGUGCAUUUUGGCGUGAAUUAAAGAAGGACCCAGACGGGGUCA